This is a messenger RNA of Chironomus riparius, 3617 nucleotides long. The record is from the annotation of a GenBank genome assembly. NCBI's taxonomy places the organism in Eukaryota, Metazoa, Arthropoda, Insecta, Diptera, Chironomidae.
GAAUUAUUCAAAAAAAUCUACAAAUUAAUUAUUUUACUGUGUUUUAGUAAAAUUGAAAGUAUAACCAAGUAAUUCCUUUGAAAAUCAGCUUCAAAUAGAACAUAUGAGUAUGAAAAGUCAUCAAAUAAGUGAGUGAAAAGUGAAGAAAUCUGUAAUCAAUAAAUUUGGCGCCAAAAUACACAUAAAAUUUUAAAAUAUUGUUUAAAUAAAUUACCAGCUCAAAAUGUUUAUUAAGAAUAUAAAAAUUGGUGGUUUAUUGGGCAUUAAAGACAUCAAGGAACAAAACUUUACAUACAAAGAUGACCAAAACACAGAUUCUGAGAAUAACUAUGUAAACAGCAUAAAUGACAAAAGAAUCAUUCAAGGAUUAAUGCUUAUAUUUGACUUAAAAUAUGAUUCAAAGUUUGAUUACAAAGAUAUCAUUAAUAAGGACCAUAAAGGAGAGUCAUUUGUGGAAAUAACAUUGCAUCAAAAGGAAGGCGACAAGUUUAGUCACUACGAUUGGUUAAUAAGAAAUGAGCUAAAGUUAAAGCGAGUCCUUCAAAAUCCAAAAGGGAUCUUUAUCAACAAGAAACGAUGUGAAUUGAGCAUUUUCCAUCAUGCAUUGAUCAGCUUAGGUUUUCAAAAUGUCAACAAUCUUACGAUUCAUAAGUUAAUGGAUGAUGAUAUCAAAAAAGUCAGCAAAUUUGCUGGUGAUGAUUUCUGGAACAUGCUGAUUAAAAUGAUUGAACAUGAAGAGAUAAUUGAGAUGGUUGAGCGACGUGAGGGCGUCGUGAAACAAAAAGCAAUGUCUAGGUCAUACGAAAUUGUAGCAGAUACAGUUCUUAGGGAAAUUCCCAAAAAGGUGCAGCUCAGAAAUGACAUUUAUGAGCGAAUCCAAUUAAACAAGAGUUUUUUCUCACUACUUUAUAUCAUUAAUGAACGAAAAAUUGAUUUCUUCAACACACAAAAAGGUUUAAUAGAUGAAAAAGUUCAGAAUAUUAAGCAAGAAAUCAAUGCUAGUGUCAGCGACGAGCACAAGAAGGAACAAGAAUGUUUUGUAAAUUUAAAUCAUAUUUUGACGUCUGAAAAUAUCCUUAAUAAUUUCCAAGAGAUGCAUCAUGAGCUUAACUGUUUUGCAGAGUCUUAUAAAGGAGAAGCACGUGAACAACUAAUUUUCUACUUCCUUGAAGGCUUUGCAAAAUUCACAACAUUAAGCAUGGAUGAAUAUUUUGAUGCUGAUUAUGACCCCAAUAAAUUUGUAGAUAAUGAAAUUGCAGCAGCUAAAUUAACCCUCUCAGAAUCGAUUAAGCAUGACAAAUUUGAAGAAACUAAGGAAGUCCUUAAAGCACUUAACGAGUUUGACCAGAAAUUUGUUAAUUUUGUAGAAUCAGAUGAAGCAUUUCCGUUAUUUGACAGCAUCAAUAAGGCUGAUUGUAGCAUGGCUACUGAUUUAAUCUCAGAAUUUGAACAAUGGAGAAUUAAUGAGGAACUGUCAACAGCUGAAUCGAUGAAAAAUUUAAGCACAGCUGAAGAAUAUUUAUUGCAAAUCAAUAAACAUUUGGUGAAUCUGAAAUUAUCAAAUGACGAGUUUGAGACUCUAAUAAAAAUUGAGAAAUUAAUCGACUCUUUAAUUGAGAUUAAAAAUGAUUAUUUAGGUCCAGUUUUCAACUUCCUUGACACAACUUCAGGUUUGGAUGUUAAAAUGUGGAAUGACAUUUCGUCCGUAGCUUACACAAUUUUAUUCAAGACAUCAGAUACUAAGAUAUAUUUUGUUGAAAAGUUUCUGGCAGUUGAAAAGGAAUUUGACCAAAUCAAGUUCUGCUCGAUCGAUGACUAUCCAAUACAGGAAUUUGAUGAGAAUAUCCACGAAAGUGAGUCAUUUAUAUCGAUGAGAAAUUUAAUUAAAAAGAAUCUCAGCUCUAAAAAACUAGAAAGUGUCAUUAUGUCAAUGCUAUAUCCAUAUCUUCUUGCUAACGAGACAGAUUAUGAUGAUUUGGAAGUUGAUGAGCUUGGAGCUUUUUGUAUUAAACUUUAUGAUAAUAAUUCAUCAAUUUCUCAUUAUGAUGGAGCUGCAAUAAUUAACAGUGAAUGGAACAACAUUUGGGAACAGUCAGAAAAAGGUCCAGUUGAAGUAGCUCAAGAUUAUUAUAAACUUGUUAAGGAAUACAUGAAAAUUGCCGAUAAAAUUAAUAAUAAACUUAAAAUUACUGAAAAAUUCGAAGACAUAAAGUUCACAGCACUCGAUGAACGUGUCACUAAAAUUUCCAUUAGUACAACAAUCAAUAAUGACAAAAAUGAUCCAAUGAUCAAUGCCAGAAAGGAUAUCCUGAACAAAAUGAAUGAAGUACUGAAAGCAAGUCAAGAAGAAUGUGAAAAAUUGGACACAAAUGAAUUAAAAGAACAAGUAAAUUUCACAGCAAUGACAUCGGCUUAUGAACAAUAUAAUCACAUAAACAGCACAGUUAUAGAUCAAAACCUUUUAGUCCAAUUCAACAACUUAAAAUUGUCACAGAUUUUUGCGAAAUGUGAAAGAGCUCACAAGAGAAACAGAACUGACAAAAUCCAGAAUAUGAAGGAAUCUGAAAGGUUUCAAGAGCUUUUAAAGAAGAUUGACAUAUUUGAAGCUUUAAAGAAUGAUAAGGAAAAAGCUCUCGAGCAAUUACAAGAUAAUGCUGAAGUUUAUGUCAAAGAAUUGUCUGAAAAUUACGAACAAAUGAGAGAUUUUGGAACUUUAUAUGCUGAAAAAGUUGUUGUCGAAGACAUGAACAGCUUCCUCAAUCAAUCACUUAAAGACAUCAAUAAUUACAGCACAGUAAGCUUUAAGCAGUCAAUUUAUGAUGAAUUUCAAAAUCAGGACUUGGAAGUUAUUGUCAAUGAGAUUUCUGAUGUUUAUGCUCGACUUCUUCGACUUAAAGCUGUUAAUAGAAUGGAUCUUAAAUGCUUAAAUCCAGCUGCGUAUCAAAACUUGAUCGAUUCUUUAGGAAAAGUUAAGGAAUUCUCGAAUAAGGAUCUUUAUAAUCCAACAAAAGUUAGAAAACGAGCAUAUCCAUUAAUGAAUGUUGUUGUUGUUAAAGUUCUUAAGGAUACGGUCUAUAACUUUACAGUCACUUACAAUUCUGUGCUGUCUGACUACAUCUUGAACUCAAAUCUAUUCUUCUACACGAAAACGGAAUUGAAUGAAGUUGAUGACACAAACUUUACUUGGAGAUACUUUGACAUUUCAAAAUUAAAGUCUAUUGAGUUUGUGGAGAAAUGGAAGGACGAAAAGAGAAUUUUGCCAUCGACAUGUCGACAACUUAUUAAAGCUUUGCUGCUUAUUCUGCACAUUAUAAAUUAUUUGUCUGUUUUUAAGUUCAUUAUUAUUAGUGAGAAGCUAUUUGAGGGAAUGGACAAAGACUUAGUCAAUCAGCUACGCAAAUUUUUGAAGAGCAUUUCGAAAUUUGUUCAGAUAGUUUUGUAUGAAGAAUCUAGAAAUAAUGAAAAUGUUCAGCCAAUGGAAGUCGAUGAGAUUGAUUAUUUAGAAGAAUAAGGACGACAAUAAAUAGUUGAGUGCUGUGAACAUUAAAGUUAAGUUAAUUAAUUAAAGUUUUUACCUAAUAAGAUUUUUAAUAAAGUAAGUUAUAAAAUCUCUGAGC